CCAGCGUGUUAUGCGCAUGUGCGCAGCAGGACGAGGAAGUGUAGUUAAAAGUGUCCGUCUGUUCAGCAGCACAAUGAGGCACUGAAUCGCAAAAAGAAACUUCCGUUAAAUCACACAUCUCUUCCGAGUUUCUUUCUCCUGGAUCUGAUUGUGUAUUUGUGUGUAUGAUGGCUUCAGGAGUAUCUAGCAGGUCUCUCGCGUGGAUUAUAACUGCGAUCAUGUUCUGGAGUCACAGCAGGUUUAUGGGCUUUUGUAGCAGCAGCACCGUGUCAGUUCCAGAGAGUCUGCUGUUUGUGUCCACGCUGGACGGGAACCUCCACGCAGUCAGCAAGAGAUCUGGAACCAUUAAAUGGACCCUGAAAGAAGAUCCUGUUCUACAAGUCCCAACGCAUGUUUCAGAGCCUGCUUUCCUCCCAGACCCCAAUGAUGGCAGUCUCUACUCUCUCGGAGGGAAAAAUAAUGAAGGACUGACGAAACUGCCGUUUACCAUACCGGAGCUGGUGCAGGCAUCUCCGUGUCGCAGUUCUGAUGGUAUCUUAUACAUGGGUAGGAAACAAGAUGUCUGGUAUGUGGUGGAUCUGCUGACUGGAGAAAAGCAGCAAACUCUGACCUCCUCCUAUGCUGAGAUGCUUUGCCCAUCAUCCACUUUGCUCUACCUGGGCCGUACAGAGUACACAAUCACCAUGUAUGACACCAAGAGCAGAGAGCUGCGCUGGAACGCCACCUAUGCGGAUUACGCCUUCACCCUGAUCGACGACGACACCAAAUAUAAUAUGGCUCACUUCGUGUCCAAUGGUGAUGGUCUAGUGGUGACCGUGGACAGCGAGUCUGGUGAUGUGCAGUGGGUACAGAACUACAACUCCCCAGUGGUGGCUAUCUACAUCUGGCAGCGCGAGGGACUACGCAAGGUCAUGCACACCAAUGUUGCUGUGGAAACAUUGCGUUACCUGACCUUUAUGUCAGGAGAUAUGGGACGCAUAACACAGUGGAAAUAUCCGUUUCUUCGCGAGAAAAGGACUAAAGAUAAAUUAAUGUCUACCUUGUAUGUAGGAAAACACUCCUCUGGCCUCUAUGCGUCACCAUCUCUUGUACACGAUGGAGUUACUGUUGUGCCACGUGGUAGGACGUUUCCUAUGCUUGAGGGCCCCAGUAACCAGGAGUCAAGUAUAGAAGAGGACCAGGAGUGUGUGAUCACGCCCAGCACGACAGUUCAAUUUAAUACUGCACUAAAGGAGAGAAACCGCAUCAACUUCAUGAAGAAUUCUCUGCUGCUCAUAGGUCACCAUGAAACACCCCCUGAUGCUCACAACAAAAUCCUGGCAACGUUUCCAGAGAGCAUCCCGCGUCAACCUGGCAACAUCAUUCCCCCAGCCACAGACAAGACCAUGGAAGAGAAGGUGAAUGAAAGUGGAAUGGAGGACAACAGUCCAUUGCCUCCCUCCAUCUCUUCCCUGCAGGAAAAACCCAGCCACCAAUCCCGUGUGGAGACUCCAGUGGACUCUAUGUUAAAAGAUAUGGCCACCAUCAUCUUCUGUACCUUCCUGCUAGCUGGCUGGGUGGCCUUCAUCAUCAUCUACCCAAAGAGUGUACACAAGCAGCAGCAGCUCCAGCACCAGCAGUUUCAGCAACAGAUGGAAGAGAAGCUUCACCUCCUGCAGCGUCAGCAGCUCGUCUUUCAACCGCCUGACUCGGACUUCCUUGAGGUCACCCACAUGCGCUCGGAGAGCUCCACCCACAGCAGCCCUAAUGUCACCCCACGGACCUCCAACCACUCCAACAUGUCCCAGUCUGAGAUGGCCAAUUCUGCCAAUGAGCAUGAGGAUCCUGAGGAAGAGUGCAACACUGUCAGAAUUGUAAACAUCACAUUUAAUCCCAAAGAUGUUCUUGGACAUGGUGCUGAGGGAACUAUUGUGUACAGGGGUCAGUUUGACAACCGUCCAGUGGCUGUAAAGAGAAUUCUACCAGAAUGCUUCAGCUUUGCAGAUCGGGAGGUUCAGCUGCUCAGGGAGUCGGAUGAACAUCCAAACGUGAUUCGUUACUUCUGCACUGAAAGAGAUCGACAGUUUCAGUAUAUUGCCAUAGAGCUCUGCAGGGCCACACUUCAAGAGUAUGUUGAACGAAAGGAUUUUAAUCGCUAUGGUUUGGAGCCUGUGGAACUGCUGAAGCAGACAAUGUCUGGAUUGGCCCAUUUACAUUCUCUUAAUAUAGUUCACAGAGAUCUGAAACCACAUAACAUCCUGGUAUCUAUGCCAAACACACAUGGACGGGUUAAGGCUAUGAUCUCAGACUUUGGUCUGUGUAAAAAACUGGCAGUGGGUCGACACAGCUUCAGUCGGCGGUCAGGAGUCCCGGGCACUGAGGGCUGGAUUGCCCCUGAAGUGCUCAUUGAGGAUGCAAAGCAAAACCCUACCUGCAUGGUAGACAUUUUCUCUGCAGGCUGUGUGUUUUAUUAUGUGGUGUCUGAAGGACAGCACCCCUUUGGAAAGUCAUUGCAGCGUCAAGCAAACAUUCUUCUAGGAGCAUACUCGCUGGACCAAUUACAACCCAACACUCAUGAGAGCAUUGUGGCCCGAAACUUGAUUGAACAAAUGUUAAGUAUGGAACCGGAGAAGAGGCCUUCAGCGGAGAGAGUCCUGAAACAUCCCUUCUUCUGGAGUCUGGAAAAGCAGCUGCAGUUCUUCCAGGAUGUGAGUGAUAGAAUUGAGAAGGAGCCGUUAGACGGACCAAUCGUGAGGCAGCUGGAAAGAGGAGGGCGGGUGGUGGUAAAAGGUGAUUGGAGGGAUCACAUUACAGUGCCUCUUCAAACCGAUCUACGCAAGUUUCGGUCAUAUAAAGGUGGAUCAGUCAGAGAUCUUCUACGUGCCAUGAGAAAUAAGAAGCAUCAUUACCGGGAAUUACCAGAGGAGAUCCAGCAGACGCUGGGAUCUAUUCCAGAUGACUUUGUUUUCUAUUUCACAUCCCGCUUCCCUCUUCUUCUGCAGCACACACAUCUGGCCAUGCGCUCCUGUGCUGUGGAACGACUUUUUCUACCCUACUACCACAUUUCUGAACUGCUUACACACAUCACACCAACACAAAGUGUUACACAGACUCCGCCCACCCAGUCAGAGCCCUCUGGUCUGUUAUCAUCCAAUCAGACAACAGCGACGCCACAUGCAUUGCCUAACACAUUGUCUGAAACGGACCUCUCACCUGAGCUCACAGCAGAGGACAUACAGCCCAGCACAGGCCAGUGACGCACCUGAAUAAACGGACACGUUCCUGGGAUGUUUUUGUUUCUGUGUGGGUGUGAUUUGGGCCUGCAGUGCCCAGACUAUAUCACCACAGAUGCCACCAGCCCAUCUUAAGUGCCUUUAGAUAACAGCUGCUCUGGGGGUGACCUGGAGAUUCCUGGUGCAGAUCAAGUGGAGGAUACUGGGAUGAAUCUGGGAUGAGUUGUGUUUGUAAACAAAUGCUGAUCGUAGUCUUUUUUUUAAAGGACUUUUGUAAAGUAUGUUUACUGUGAAGCACACAUCUGGAAGAUGGUGAAUGUUUUUGUUAAACAUUUGAGUGAACACAAACAUUUCUACUGUGCAGUGUUGGUUAAUGCUGCGUUUACAUUCCAUCAGAAUUGCUGUAUUUACAAGUUUGCGACUUACAAAAUCCAUGUAUGUUUUUUCAUACUACUAAUUAACAAGUUGGAAUUUUGGGAAAGCUCUGACUUCUUUAAAAAACAAACGACAGAUACAAUGACAUUGUGUUCAAAAGAUAAACGUUAAUAGUUACACUUUUAAUAUUUUAGCAGCUUUCACCUGGUUUGCUUUUCCGUUUUUUAGCAUGUUGAUAGAGCUUAUCAGAUGAAUAAACUUUGUAACAAAUGGUUUGAAGUCAUUUCUGAGUAUGUGAAGAGCUCAGAUAUGAUGUAAAUACAGUAAUUCUGACAUCAUGUGAAGGGCUCAGUGCUCAUACCAUUGAAUUGAUUUUUGUAUUGUGCAUUUUAAGUUUAAGUGGCAAUUGUGCCUUUUUAAAAGACACUGUUGUGUGUCUUGCAACUGAGUUUAGGCUGUGGUUUUGCCCUUGCUAUUGCUGCUGAAAACAUGUCUUAAUCAACUGUAUAGUAUGCUUUUAAAAGUUAAGCAUAUACUUUCAUAACUACAAUUAUCCGGUAUUACGCUUCAGUCAUGCACUUUAUUUGUUGGCAUACUUUUUCAACAAUACAUGCAGGACAAUAUAUAUUUAUUCUUAUUGAUAGUGGUAUUGUUUGGUUAUUGUUUAGUACUUUUUCAGAUGAAUUGAUAUUUAAGGAAUACUUGAACUCUUUUCUUUGUUCAAAUAGAUGCCUGUCUCAUAAACUGAGCUGUUUCUGAGACCAGAGAUGAUAUUUUCGUUGAGCAAAUACAUACCAUAUUAUAUAAAACAGGUCAUUUUGAACACAUUCCAGGCAGAGCUUUUAUAAUGUUACAUGUAUUUAUCAUGUUUUAGAUAUUUUUAAACAUUUCUUUGGAGGAACAUGGCCUAUGAUGCAUUUUUACAUGUAGUGUUAAUAAAAGCUGCUAUUGUUCACUGCCAA
Misgurnus anguillicaudatus (oriental weatherfish) is the source of this 4549-nucleotide messenger RNA. Its product is annotated as serine/threonine-protein kinase/endoribonuclease IRE1. Gene Ontology annotation, cellular component: IRE1-TRAF2-ASK1 complex. Gene Ontology annotation, molecular function: protein serine/threonine kinase activity; ATP binding; RNA endonuclease activity. Lineage: Eukaryota; Metazoa; Chordata; Actinopteri; Cypriniformes; Cobitidae. Gene Ontology annotation, biological process: IRE1-mediated unfolded protein response; intrinsic apoptotic signaling pathway in response to endoplasmic reticulum stress; protein phosphorylation. The record is from RefSeq and is a predicted model, not a curated record.